Messenger RNA from Mycetomoellerius zeteki, 765 nucleotides. RefSeq lists its product as uncharacterized. The transcript has a single exon. Lineage: Eukaryota; Metazoa; Arthropoda; Insecta; Hymenoptera; Formicidae. The coding region runs from base 1 to 765 and encodes 254 amino acids. The record is from RefSeq and is a predicted model, not a curated record.
AUGAGUCUAACCGGUGAGCCAGCGCAACAUUUGAAGAACAUUCCCAUCACUAGUGAAAAUCUUAAACGCUCGUGGGAAAUUCUCGUGACUUGCUACGAUAAUAAACGAGUUCAGAUCGACGCGCAAUUAUCCGCCUUAAUCGUGAUUCGCAAAUUGAAAAUGGCAGGUGCAACAGAAAUCAAGAAACUUCUUGGCGAUGUAAAAGAGUCGCUCGACGACCUCGAAACUCGCGAAUGUCCAGUGAAAUCCUGGGACCACAUUAUCGUCUUCAUGAUCAUACGUAAACUCGACGUCAAAUCAUUGAAGGAAUGGGAGACAACUCUCGGUGUAAAAUCUACAUCCUUCGGUGAGCUAGAACAGUUUCUGGUUGGACGCGUGCAAAUCCUAGAAUCAAUCGAACGAGUCAUGAUGCCAUCUAAGCAACCAGCUUCGAAUUCUACGUCGGUACGUUCGCAGUCAAAUGCACGAGCAUAUGCCGCUACCGCUGCCGUACAACAGUGUGCAGUGUGUUUCUCGGGACAUUAUAUCGCGUCGUGCCCGAAAUACCUCGAGAAGACUGUGAAUCAACGACGCGAGGUUGUCGUUGCAAAAAAUCUGUGUUUCAAUUGUCUCGGACCUCAUCACCUCAAGGCAUGUCGCACUUUGAAACGCUGUCGGUUCUGUCGCAAGCAACAUCACUCAACGUUGCAUGUAGCUACGGUCGAAUCCGACGCCUCGACGUCGUCCAAUACGCCGGCAGUCUCCGUCCCGUCGGCUAGCGGCUAG